Molecule: messenger RNA, 775 nt
Organism: Lolium perenne
Lineage: Eukaryota; Viridiplantae; Streptophyta; Magnoliopsida; Poales; Poaceae
Source: RefSeq, a predicted model, not a curated record
CGUACUCCUUCAUUGCGCCACCGCCAUGGCUACCUCCCCCACCACCUCGUCUCACAUGGCCAGUCCAGUGCACAGCUGAACAUCAAUCAAUGCUACGCAGCUUUCCAGCAGCUAUAUACGGUAUACUCAGCUGCUGCAGACAAUGGAAACCCAAGUUUGAAGCAGCUUCUUCCUUCAGUAGCUCUUAGCCAGCCAACAGCUAGCCAUGGGUAGAGGAGGUGGCGUGAUGGAGAGUAAGGCAGUGGUGCUCACCCUGCUGCUCUGCCUGAGCAGAGCCGCCGUGGGCGCGUGGGCGAGGCCCGUGGCAAACAAGGGAAAGCACGCCAACGAGGAGAUGUUCCUCUUGAUCAAGAAGCACUUCGGCAAGGGGCUUGGAGGAGGUGGUGGGCUCGGUGGAGGGUAUGGCAAAGGUGCAGGGCUUGGUGGAGGGGGCGGUGGUCUCGGUGGUGGUGGCGGCUACGGUGGAGGUGGCGGCCCUAGCGGUGGGUUCGGCAAAGGCGGUGGACUUGGUGGUGGAUUUGGCAAAGGUGGUGGAGGUAUUGGUGGAGGUAUUGGUAAAGGUGGCGGCCUUGGCGGUGGAAUAGGCCAUGGCAUUGGCGGUGGUUUCGGUAAAGGUGGAGGUCUUGGCGGUGGCAUCGGCAAAGGUGGAGGUCUUGGGGGUGGCAUUGGCAAAGGUGGAGGACUUGGCGGAAGUAUUGGAAAAGGUGGCGGUCUUGGUGGUGGAAUAGGCCAUGGCAUUGGUGGUGGUUUUGGUAAGGGCCGGCGGGAAAACUAG